Molecule: messenger RNA, 657 nt
Organism: Nicotiana attenuata
Lineage: Eukaryota; Viridiplantae; Streptophyta; Magnoliopsida; Solanales; Solanaceae
Exons: 2
Coding region: 1-657 (218 amino acids)
Source: RefSeq, a predicted model, not a curated record
AUGACGGCAAAGCUCAAAGACUCUGUCACUUUCCUUCCCCUUCAGGACCUUAGAUUUAGAGAAACAGCCACAACUGGCCACACAUGGUUUAUGAGCUCUUUGAACGAUACACACGAGGAAAAUGAAGCAGAACACUUGUAUUUCCCUUCCAAAGCAUCCAAAGGACGGCUUCUUUGCUUUAAGGGACGGGAUACUAAGGAUGGCACAAAGAAUUCAUAUGCUUUGGCAUGGCGAGAAAGUCUUCCCGACUCUGCUAUUCUAUUGGAAGGCUUAACAUUCGUAUCCUACACAUAUUACGACCACCAUAAUCUAUGGCAUGGAUUAUCUGCAGUGGCUCCUUUUGUGAGAUGGUCAAUGAAAAAUAAGUGUUUGAAGCCAGCAAGAUGGGUGUUAUUCCACUGGGGAGAACUGAGAUUAAGAAUGGGGUCAUGGGUUCAACAACUUAUGCAAGCUAAUUUCGGUAAAGUUAAGGUGGAAGGAUUUGAUAGAGAUGUACCUUACUGUUUUGAGAAAGCCGUUGUCAUGAGGCAUGAGACAAGUCAAAUGGGGCAGGAGAAUAAGCUGAAGGUAUUCGACUUGUUGCGCUGCAAGGCUAGGAGUUACUGUGGCAUUAAUCCUGCAGAGGUUCACGCUCGUUCAAGAAUGCACCUGCUGUAA